AUGGAGAUUGCGGUCAAUAAAUCAACAAAUACAACAGCUUUACAAGUGGCUAUUUUUCGAGAUAAUUUAUUAAAAAUACAGUUAUUAGUUAAAUAUGGAGCUGAUAUUAAAACAUUAAACAAAGCUGGUGAUGAAACAAUUCAACAAUUAGCUAUAUCAACAAAUAGAAGGGAUUUAAUUAGUUAUGUCACUUCAUUGAUAAAUGUUCCAAGAAAUUAA
This is a messenger RNA of Rotaria sp. Silwood1, 219 nucleotides long. The record is from the annotation of a GenBank genome assembly. Lineage: Eukaryota; Metazoa; Rotifera; Eurotatoria; Philodinida; Philodinidae.